Messenger RNA from Manis javanica (Malayan pangolin), 3796 nucleotides. Lineage: Eukaryota; Metazoa; Chordata; Mammalia; Pholidota; Manidae. The record is from RefSeq and is a predicted model, not a curated record.
AGGUGGGUGUGCGUCAAGUCCGCUACGACUUGCUGGCUACCGACCGACCAUGGACUCCCAGAGGGGCUCCCUCCUACCCCGGGACGGGGAGACCCCGGAAAAGGAGAUUCAGCUGCGGGUGACCCCAUUGGAGCUGAAGUUUCUGGACGCGCUGGCCGGCAAGGUGUACCGCCUUCCAAUUACUGUACACAAUCUCGGCCGUUGCAACCAAAAGAUUCGGUUUCAGGAGCCGGCCAAAUCACAGUUCAAACUGAUUUUGAACAAUCUGUAUAAAGAACUUGCUUCUGGGCUUCAUAUGACAGCUAUGGUAGAAUAUCAUCCUGAAAAAGAUGAAGACACUUUUGACCAACUACUUAUUUCAAUAGGAAAUAAAACAAUAGAGAUCCCUCUAAUUGGGUUGAUUCCAUCUUGUCAAUUAGAAAUCGAGUCAGAAGUGAAUUUUGGCACACUGGUUACCAAUAGUAAAGUAUAUUGUAAAGAGGUUCAUAUCACUAACCAUGGCAGAGUUCCAGGUAUAUUUAAAGCAGAAUAUGAGGGCCAAUUACCUAUUGCCAUUUAUCCAACUAAGGGUAUUGUGGAGCCGAAGUCAUCAGUGAUUAUUAAAGUGGAUUUCUGUGCAGACCAGCCCAGAAUCGUAAAUGAAGUGGCAAAAGUAAGUUUGCAAGGUCGUCCAGAAAUACUACUGAAUAUCAAAGCUUGUGCGGUUGAACAGAUUAUUGAAUUGUUGAACAUGAGUUGUGACAAAAAGUUGGAAUGCAUACGCUUUGGUUCUAUUUUCUUUGGAACAUCAAAAAUUGAACAUGGACUUCUAUACAAUAAAAGUCCAGAACCGAUACAUUGGGUGGCCAUAAUGCAGGAUGAUGCAGUUGGAGAAGAAUUGGGUACAAAUAUUCAACAAAGAACGGAUAUUGCUUUACAUAAUCUCACAUACUUAAACAAAAUAAAGAACACAGAUAUUACCACUUUUAUGUCCUGUGUUCCUAAUGAAGGGAGGUUACUACCUUAUCAAAAGAUUGUAAUUACAUUUUGUUUCAGCCCAAAGUAAGCAAAAAUUAAUUCCGUUAUGAUGUUACUUAUUAAUGGAAAGAUAAUUAAUGAUCCUUCACACAGGCAGGACUAUGCUGUCUUUUUGAGAUUUGAGUCUGUAGGAAGUAAAGAUGGAUUUUUGAGAGAUGAUAAUAAAAACAUCAAAAGUGAUCGAUUUCAGAAUGUGGAAGUAGCAAUGACAGGCUCGGGACUUCAUGUCUUACUACAUUUUGGUCCAGGAAAGGUCCUUAAUUUUGCACCAUGUUUCAUGGGUGGAUAUUCAGAGUGUCUGUGUUUUAUGCAAAAUUUGUCCAAAUCACACCCUGUGAUGUACCAGUUUAAAAAAACUGCACAUUUUAAAAUUGAUCCUCAAAGGGGCAAGAUUGAAAAGGAUGGGUUGGCAAAUGUGAUAUGUUCCUUCAUUCCACAUCAAGUUGGAGUCUUUAAAGUGAAGCAGUUUAUAGACAUUAUUGGCCCAGUAAUAGAUGAAAAUUUGCAGUCUUUAUCACUGAAACCUUUUCACCGAGUAUAUUUAGAUUUCAACAGUGUCUGCAAACCUUGCACCAAGAAAGCUGUGAUGAAAAUUAAUCCUGGUAUAUCCCCUUUGGUCAGUAAUCCUGCUGGACAGAUUGUGGCCAAAGACUUGACAGCAUACAAGGACUGUGCACCUGUCGCAAUGCUGCAGUCAACCCUUACACGCAUUCACGAUCAUCGCUCAAGUGAAGAGUCGAAGGAUGCGCCGAUAGCCUUUCCCAAUGACCGAACUGCAAGUAUCAGGUCUGGAGAGCAGAAUAGACAUUUCAGGAAAAUUUUCACAAAGAUUCCAAGAUACAACUAUGUGGAUCCUGAUUUUGCAUAUACUGAAUUUGAAAGAAUAGAAAAGAAAGCACAUGACAACUAUUAUGCAAGAUACAUUGAACAUUCAAGAAACAUGCGCCUACAGAUACAAGCGGAGAGGGCAUACGUGUAUUCAUAUAACGAUACAGACAUAGGAGUACAGCCAGGAUCAGGUAUGAAGUCACCUUCCCUCUCAGCAACAGAAAUAGAAGAGGAGUUACCUUCAGCAGUGUGUCAGAUCAGACCUAACCAAAUGCUAAGUACCACGAAGAUGUCAUCCAAGGAGACAGCAUCUCUGAAAAGAAAGGUUCUCAAAGGACUUAAGUCAGGCCCAUGCACACCCCAUGAAAAACAUGAUUGUAGCUUAAUUUUGACACCAAAGCAAAUUCAUCAAGUAAUCAUUGGGCCCUCUGUCCUUAACUUUGGUGAAGUUUGUGUGAACUCCACAAAUACUCAUCUAUUGCAUGUUAUUAAUAUGCUACCUAUGCAUAUUUUGAUCCAAUUAGAUAUUAAUUUGGAAGAACUUCAGAAAACCAAGCAGUUUUCAUAUGUGGUUCCACCUACAGCUAGUACUCAUAUUUCAAUAAUAUUUGACUCUCCAGCCAUUGGAAAAUUUUGGAAGGCUUUCAGCUUUACAGUGAAUGGAAUACCCAGUGGGCACAUCCUAGUGACGGCAGUUGUCAUCCCAGUAAAACUUGAGCUAUCUUCUCAUGAGCUAGUAUUGAGACCACAAGGCUCCUCCAUGAAAACAUGUUUUAGGGGAAUGGUUAGGUUACACAAUUGUCAUAAUUAUUUUCCCCAGUUUGAAUGGCAACCAGUAAACACAGGAAGAGGAAUGGCAUUUUCCAUUCAUCCAGCUAAAGGUACAGUUGAACCAUACUCCUCAUUGGAUUGUGAAGUAACAUGGCAGCCAAGUUUCAUUUCUCCAGAAGAGGGAGAAUUUAUUCUUCACAUCAAGGAAGGAAACACACUGACACUAAAAUGUGUUGCACAUGUUGGUCACACCAAGGUCAUGUGUUUGCAGCCAAGGAUAAUCUUCAGUAAUAGCCCUCAAGGUUUGACAACUUGGAAGAAAGCCAUUCUUUCCAAUGUUGGACAAAACCAUGCAUAUUUCAAGGUUUGUGGCCAGAGUCUUUUGUCUACCAUUAAUAUUGUUCCAUCACAUGGAAUAAUUCCAGUGGGGGGGCUAACUCUUCUCAACAUCUCCUGUACACCAACUGUGGCAGAAAACUUUGAUACAAUAGCUGAGGUAUCUAUUUGUCAUAGAAAUGUCUUAGACCUUAGGAUUGGUGGAUCUGUUGAGAUUGCUGAUGUCGAAAUUAAUCCGGAUGUAUUUAACUUCAGUGGCACAUAUAUUGGCACCACUCAGGUUAUUCCAUUUUUAAUAAAAAACAAAGGUAUAACGCAUGCAAGAGUGGAUUUCAAUUUAGAAGAGCUUGAAGAAUUUUCAGUGGAUUUUAAAGGUAAAUCAGGGAAAUUCACGGGCCCUGCAUUUCCCAAAAUAAAUUCUUUGAAGUUAAAGGAAAAUACAUCUCUGCAGCGUGGUAUAACAUUUUCUCCUAAAGAAGUGCCAUUUCAUUUUCUGUUAAAAGCAGAAAAAAUUAUUCCCAGGAAUAUUCAGAUCAAGGUCAAGAUCAACAUAAUCAAGAUCAACUACCCUCCUGUCACAAAACAGUAUCCCAACUAUCCAAUGAGUUUCAUGAGGAAGACUCAGGUAAAUGGAUUCUUUAAAGAAUGGAAAUUCUGCCUGUCUGGAGUGGGAUUAUUCCCCCAGCCUCUAGAUAUAGAAAGAGUAGCCACAUACCUCCAUCUCCGUACAUCUAUCAUUGUAUCUUUCCAAAACCCUACCCAGGAAGAUGUCUUAGUCAAUAUCAUACUAACAACUGAGAAGCAAUCACGUGUUGUACAUGAAUUCCGUCAUCAGAUUGCUUAA